Messenger RNA from Physeter macrocephalus (sperm whale), 2642 nucleotides. RefSeq names its product contactin associated protein 1 (gene CNTNAP1). NCBI's taxonomy places the organism in Eukaryota, Metazoa, Chordata, Mammalia, Artiodactyla, Physeteridae. Bases 427 to 1857 code for a protein of 476 amino acids. The transcript has 10 exons. The record is from RefSeq and is a predicted model, not a curated record.
GUGGGGGACACGAACCGUUCCAGUUCUGAGGCCCAGUUCUUCCUGAGGCCUCUGCGCUGCUAUGGUGAUCGAAAUUCCUGGAACACCAUUGCCUUCCACACUGGGGCUGCACUGCGCUUUCCCCCAAUCCAGGCCAACCACAGCCUUGAUGUCUCCUUCUACUUCAGGACCUCGGCUCCCUCAGGAGUCUUCCUAGAGAAUACAAGGGGCCCUUACUGCCAGUGGCGCCGACCUUACGUGCGGGUGGAACUCAACACAUCCCGGGAUGUGGUCUUCGCCUUCGACGUGGGGAAUGGGGAUGAGAACCUGACGGUGCACUCAGACGACUUUGAGUUCAACGAUGACGAGUGGCACCUGGUCCGGGCUGAAAUCAAUGUAAAGCAGGCCCGGCUCCGCGUGGAUCACCGGCCUUGGGUGCUGCGGCCAAUGCCCCUGCAGACCUACCUCUGGCUGGAGUACGACCAGCCCCUCUAUGUUGGAUCUGCGGAGCUUAAGAGGCGGCCCUUCGUGGGUUGCUUGAGGGCUAUGCGUCUGAACGGAGUGACUCUGAACCUGGAGGGCCGUGCCAAUGCCUCUGAGGGUACCUCGCCCAACUGCACGGGCCACUGCGCCCACCCCCGGUUCCCCUGUUUCCAUGGAGGCCGCUGCGUGGAGCGCUACAGCUACUACACCUGUGACUGUGGCCUCACGGCUUUUGAUGGGCCAUAUUGCAACCACGACAUUGGCGGUUUCUUUGAGCCGGGCACCUGGAUGCGCUAUAACCUCCAGUCAGCGCUGCGCUCCGCAGCCCGCGAGUUCUCCCACAUGCUGAGCCGGCCAGUGCCGGGCUACGAGCCCGGCUACAUCCCCGGCUACGACACUCCCGGCUACGCGCCCGGCUACCACGGCCCUGGGUACCGCCUGCCUGACUACCCGCGGCCUGGCCGGCCGGUGCCGGGCUACCGUGGACCUGUCUACAAUGUCACUGGAGAGGAGGUGUCUUUCAGCUUCAGCACCCACUCCGCCCCCGCCGUCCUGCUCUACGUCAGCUCCUUUGUGCGUGACUACAUGGCUGUGCUCAUCAAGGAAGACGGGACCCUGCAGCUGCGCUAUCAGCUGGGCACCAGUCCCUACGUGUACCAACUAACCACCCGCCCCGUGACUGACGGCCAGCCCCACAGCGUCAACCUCACCCGGGUCUACCGCAACCUCUUCAUCCAGGUGGACUACUUCCCCCUGACAGAACAGAAGUUCUCACUGUUGGUGGACAGCCAGCUGGACUCACCCAAGGCCUUGUAUCUGGGGCGCGUUAUGGAGACGGGAGUGAUUGACCCGGAGAUCCAGCGCUACAACACACCAGGUUUCUCGGGCUGCCUGUCUGGUGUCCGAUUCAACAAUGUGGCUCCCCUCAAGAGCCACUUCCGAACACCUCGACCCAUGACCUCGGAGCUGGCUGAGGCCCUUCGCGUUCAGGGAGAACUGUCUGAGUCUAACUGCGGAGCCAUGCCACGUCUCGUCUCAGAGGUGCCACCUGAGCUGGACCCCUGGUAUCUGCCCCCAGACUUCCCAUACUACCACGAUGACGGAUGGGUUGCCAUACUUUUGGGCUUUUUGGUGGCCUUCUUGCUGCUGGGGUUGGUGGGAAUGUUGGUGCUCUUCUAUCUGCAAAAUCAUCGCUACAAGGGCUCCUACCACACCAAUGAGCCCAAGGCCACUCACGAUUACCACCCUGGCAGCAAACCUCCCCUACCUACUUCAGGCCCGGCCCAAGCCCCAGCCCCGGCCCCAACACCAGCUUCUACCCAAGUUCCAGCCCCAGCCCCUGGCCCCCAGGACCAAAACCUACCCCAGAUCCUGGAGGAGUCCAGAUCUGAAUGAAUCAGGAGAAGGGCUUCAGGGACCAAGUCCAUCUCCUCCAAAUUCCCCAAUCCCUGCCUCUACCCCACCCGUCAGGGACAUUUGGCUCCUCUUAGCUGGCUCUGCUCAUCCAGAGGAUUUCCCUCCUGCCAAGUUUGGCGGGCAGAGCUACAGAUGGGACCAAAGGGAGUGGCUGGGCCUCACUGCCUAAACCAAUGUCCUGCCCAUCCCCAUUUCUCCAGGCUCCUGGCUGUUUGCCUGCCCCAAAGAAGCCUCAUGGGGUUAAGACAGGCCCUUCCUGCCAUCCCUGUCCCAGCUGCUGCCAGGGAUUAACAACGGAGUGCAGGGGAGAUUAACUGCCUCCCUUCAAAUAUUCAAUCUCAGCAGGGACAGAUGUGCGGGAUUGCAGGGAUGCACGGGGUAUGGGGGGCGGAGGCUGCUAAGUCAUACCCCCCAGCCUCCCCCUCCCCUGUAGAACAUCUGCUUCCACUCAGUUGGGGAUUAGGGAGGGCUUCGCUGAUGUCUCCCACCCCCGUUUUUUGUUUUUUACAGAGACCGAGAGGCCUCAGCUUAGCACCUUAGUACCUCCACUGCUUUACAUGCUUUAGCCAAAGCCAUAAAAAACUUGCAAUGUAGAGAGAAUAACGCAGACACACUGACUAGCCAGCCCUCUACUUUUCCUCCCUCUUCCAAGAUAUGCAGUAGCCUUGGUGCCUGUCCAAAGGCUUGGCCCCCCUCUCCAAUGCAUGAGGAGCCCUCUUUCCUCCGCUCAGAGAUGCUGCUUCGUUUGCCCAGGAGGUCAUGUU